AUAUACGUUGUGUCUACUAAGUCUAUAUCAACAUUGGUAGCAGAGGAUGGUUUGAAGAUGGCUGCGAACUACAGAGUACCGCCGAAGUUUGACGAAACCAGGCCGUAUGAAUGUUGGAAAAAUGAAGUUAACAUAUGGGCACGAGUUACCGAACUCGACAAGAAGAAGCAGGCGCUUGCUGUGGCUUUGGGUCUGGAAGGACGAGCCAAGGAUAUCGCUAUGGAGAUACCAGCAGACGACUUGGACAAAGACACUGGUAUGGCGACAUUACUAGCAAAACUGGACGGUGUGUUUCAGCAAGAAGAAAAGGACCGCGCGUACGAAGCGUAUUACCAGUUUGAUCGUUUAAUGAAAGACAGUUCCGUUUCAAUGGCAGACUACAUAAUUGACUUUGAGCAGCGAUACAACCGAAUUAAAAAGUACGACAUGGCGCUUCCAGAUGCUGUGUUAGCCUUCAAGUUGUUGGACACGGCCUGCCUCGAUGAGAAAAACAGACAACUUGCACUAACGGCGUGCCCCGACCUAAAGUUUGCGUCCAUGAAGUCGGCACUCAAGCGGAUUUUUGGAGCGAAAACGGCGCCAGGUUUGUCGCACGGGAUUCAACUAAACCAAGAUGCAGCUUUCUUCACUGAACAACGACAACGACAAGGACAGGGAAGACGGAACACGUUUCAACAGAAGAGUGAAAGGACACCGUUGCCGGGCACCAACCCAUUGGAUAAGUUCGGUAAGCGUUCAAGAUGUGCCGUUUGUCAAAGCACAUUUCAUUGGGCCAAGGACUGUCCUUACAAGAAGAACGAACAAGUAAGACUAACAGAAGACGAAAAUGUAGAAGAAGUUAACAUAACGUUGUUGACAAAUGACCCUAUGUCUGACGCUGAGAUUUUCAUAACUGAAUCCCUGGGAUCAGCCAUCAUAGACACGGCAUGCACUCGUACAGUAUGUGGGGAGAAAUGGCUUGACAGUUAUGUUAGUUGUCUCAGUCAAGAGCAGACAGACAAAAUGAUGAGGACAGAAAACACCAGUUCAAGACCAUUUCGUUUUGGAGAUGGCAACUUAGUAUAUUCCACCAGAAAAGUGAAACUACCUGCCAAAAUAGGACAAACAAAAUGUCACAUUGAGACAGAAGUGGUCAACGCUGACAUUCCACUGCUGCUGAGUAAGUCCUCACUGAAGAAGGCAGGAACUGUUUUAGAUAUGGAGAAUGACAGAGCAGUGAUGUUUAAACAGCAGAUUCCUCUUGAGUUCACCAGCUCAGGACACUACUGUGUGGACAUAAGAGACAAAAACAGCACAACACAGCAAAUGAAAGAUGACGUGAUACUUGCAGCGACAGCUGAAGAUGAAGUCCUGACAGUGACAGAAAACAUGUCUUCAGCCGAAAAGCGCAAAAUCCUUCUCAAGCUACACAAACAGUUUGGCCACGCAUCUGCAGACAGGCUGCAGAGGCUAAUUCAAAGCUCGGGUAAUAAAGACAAGGACUGCCUCACUAUUUUGCAACAAAUAGUGCAUGAUUGUGACAUAUGUCAGAGAUACAGCAAAGCGAAGCCGAGGCCAGCUGUUGGUCUGCCUCUAGCUACCGAAUAUAAUGAGACGGUGGCGGUGGACCUGCAUGAGUUGGAGCCAGGAGUGUGGUAUCUACAUGUGAUCGACCAAUUCACCCGGUUCAGUGCAGGAAGCAUUGUGAAGACAAAGAAGGCCUCUGAAAUGGUCAACGCCCUCAUCCACACAUGGAUAAGUGUUCACGGCCCUCCUCGUAUUUUGUACAGCGACAACGGUGGAGAGUUCAAUAAUGAAGAGUUUCGUGACAUGGCCGAAAACUUCAACAUCGAGACGAGGACAACAGCAGGAUACAGUCCCUGGAGCAACGGGCUGUUGGAGAGACACAAUCAGACUCUCACCGACAUCCUACUGAAGUGAUGCCUCGCUGGGAAACUUGCCUGAUGGAGGUACUCAAGGAGGGACAUUGAUCACUCUCAUGGGGGAAAACGGGAAGUUUUCUCCUCUCUGUUGGCAAUCUAAGAGGAUCAGGCGUGUGGUGCGGAGCACCCUUGCGGGAGAGACACUCGCUAUGUCGGAUGGAAUAGACAAUGCUAUUUUCCUUUCUACUCUUUUUUCGGAGCUCACUACUGGGACCACCAAAUUAAAUGCUCCCACGUUGGUCUGUGUGACUGACAAUCACUCUCUUUAUGAUGCCCUUAAGUCCACUAAACAGGUCACAGAGAAGAGACUUCGGUUGGAUAUAAGCGGGAUCAAGGAGCUCAUUCAGAGUAAAACAAUCAAAAAGGUGCUCUGGUCAGUGACAAAAGCCCAACUAGCUGACUGUCUGACGAAAAAGGGGGCAUCAUCCCUAGUGCUCUUGAAAGCACUAUGUGAAGGACUGUGGAAUCCACCCUAAUUGGAAUUCACCCUAAUUGUUGUUUAAAAAAAAAAAAAAAAAAAAAAAAAAACACAGGCGAGAAUGCUGAUUGUAUUUUGUUAUUUUUCUUGAAUGUUUUUCAAUUGCCUUUUCCCUUGUUGCACUUGGCUUUUGUUUUUCUUAUUUUAAAGAAAGAAGAGGGAGAUUGUUAACGUGUGUUGUUCUCCAAUGAACACUUUACGACAGUUUUAUGUUCCCCUUUACGGCUAUUCAUGCUGGAGGCGGGGCAGUGGGGGCUGCUGGGAUAUGGCACAAAAUGGAGGGAACUAUGUUGACAUGUUGGCUGCCUCAGU
This is a messenger RNA of Entelurus aequoreus (snake pipefish), 2712 nucleotides long. RefSeq lists its product as uncharacterized. Lineage: Eukaryota; Metazoa; Chordata; Actinopteri; Syngnathiformes; Syngnathidae. The transcript has 2 exons. Gene Ontology annotation, biological process: DNA integration. The record is from RefSeq and is a predicted model, not a curated record. The coding region runs from base 58 to 1920 and encodes 620 amino acids. Gene Ontology annotation, molecular function: zinc ion binding; nucleic acid binding.